AUGAUAUAUUUAAAAAAAUUUUUUCUAUGUCUAGUAAUUUACAUAUUGUGUGUAUCUUCUUAUAUAAUCAGUUCGACUAACUUUAGUUCUAAUGAAAAGAUUAUAGAAAAAAGAAAUGUAAAAAGAUCAAUAAAAGAAAUAAAUAAUUUUAAAUAUGAUAAAGAAAUAAUAGAUAAUUUAUCAACAAAUAUAAGGAAAAAAAGAAACAUAAUAAAAUCACAAUUUAAAUGGACUUCACCAAUAAUUUAUAAUGUUCAUUUUAAAUUAAAUUACGAAUUAAUUAAAACUGCUAUAACUGCAAUUGCAAGAUUUACAUGUUUAAGAUUCUUAGAUCGAAGACAUGUUUGUCGUUCUCAAACUGGAAUAAAUUUUAUUGAUUCAAAAAAAUGUUUUGCUGAUUUAGGAAAACUGUCUAGAAAAGGUUGGCAAAAUAUAUAUAUUGGAAAAGAAUGUAAUACGCUUGGAGGAGUAGUACGUUUAAUAUUACGUACAUUAGGAGUAAUUUAUGAACAUAAUCGGGUUGAUAGAAAUCUUUUUAUUAAAGUAUAUGAACAAAAUAUUGAUGAAACAAGUAAAAAAUAUUUUCAAAAACAUUUAGGACCUGAAAUUGAACAUUUAUUUGUAUCCUAUAAUUAUGGAUCUUUAAUGCAUUUUGGAAUGUAUGAAUACAGUAAAAAUGGAUUUAAAACAUUAGCUCCAAGAGAUCAUUUUUAUGUAAAUACCGUAGGGCAACAAGAUUCUCUUACUUUUAGUGAUGCAAAAAAUAUAAAUUUGCAUUAUUGCUUCCCAAAAUGUUAUGAACCAAUUGUGUGUGAAAAUUUUGGAUAUCAAGCUCCUAAAAGUUGUGAUAAAUGUGUUUGUAUUCCAGGGUAUGAAGGUGAUAGAUGUGAAAAAUAUACACAAUCAUUAGAAAUGUGUGGAUCAGAAAUAAUGAUAGCUAAAGAUAAACCUGAAUAUUACAGAAUAACUGGAAAAAAGUAUUGUAUUUAUCAUUUAAAAUCAAGAAGUAAAAAAAAAAUACAACUUGUAAUUUUAAAAAUAAGUAUGGAUCCAAAUUAUUCUUCAACAUGUUCAAUAAAUAAUGCACUUGAAGUAAAAUAUUGGAUAGAUAAAACUGUAUCAGGUGCAAGAUUUUGCUACCAGAAGUUCCCUAAAGUUAUUAAAUCACACGAUAAUUAUAUAAUUUUACAAUACAAAAGCAUUGAUCCUAGAAGCUAUGUUUAUUUCUAUUACAAAGAGAUUCCUUAA
Molecule: messenger RNA, 1248 nt
Organism: Strongyloides ratti
Lineage: Eukaryota; Metazoa; Nematoda; Chromadorea; Rhabditida; Strongyloididae
Product: Astacin-like metalloendopeptidase
Exons: 2
Coding region: 1-1248 (415 amino acids)
Biological process (GO): proteolysis
Molecular function (GO): metalloendopeptidase activity; zinc ion binding
Source: RefSeq, a predicted model, not a curated record